CGUAAAGAAAGGUCUUGGUAGUUUCUCUUUACGGGAACGAGACGUAAAAAUCUCAAAAUCUUUAAUGAUUUGCUACUUUCAGGUCACAGAAAGCUUGGGGACUAAUCCAGAUCUCCCCUGA
Messenger RNA from Dentiscutata erythropus, 121 nucleotides. The record is from the annotation of a GenBank genome assembly. NCBI's taxonomy places the organism in Eukaryota, Fungi, Glomeromycota, Glomeromycetes, Diversisporales, Gigasporaceae.